AUGCCACAUGGAAAGAACGAAACCAUUGAGGAGAUAUCGAAAAUUCCUUCAGAUGAACAUAGUACUUCAAUAACACGAAGAAAUACUGCUGAACGUAUUAGUAUAUUUAGUUGGAAAGAUGAUAGUUGUUUUAGUAUUUCAGAAAAUACAAAAUCUAAAGAUUUUAGACGAAAACGUUAUAAACGACAGAAAGGUGAAUAUACAGUUGUUAAAGAUCCAACACCAGAAGCAUUAAAUGAGCUGAUAGAUCCACCACAAGAUGAGGAUAAUGAAAAUGUUAACGGUUAUAUUAACACUACAGAAAAUAAACAGCAGUAA
Messenger RNA from Trichobilharzia regenti, 318 nucleotides. The record is from the annotation of a GenBank genome assembly. Lineage: Eukaryota; Metazoa; Platyhelminthes; Trematoda; Strigeidida; Schistosomatidae.